AUGUCAGGAUAUCAAGGCUACAAUCAAACCGAAUAUACCGGGGGUAAUUAUGACGGCGGGUUCUCCCGUGGUGUCUCUAACGGUGAAGGUUCUCAAUCAAGAACAACAACGAGUGGUGGUGCCAGAAGUAAUAGUAUAACUCCAGUUACAGUGAAACAGAUGCUUGAUUCUGAUCAGCAAGGUAAUCCUGAUGGUCCAUAUAUCAUUAACAAUGUUGAAUUAAACUUGGUUUCCUUUGUGGCAAUUGUUAGAGAUCAGACUCCAAGUGACACCAACACUUUGUACAAAGUUGAAGAUGGGACAGGGAAUUUCGAAUUUAGACGUUGGCACAAUGAUUCAUCAAGAAAUAAUGAUGAAAUGGAUGAAGAAAUGUCAGGCGGAGAACACUUCCCAAACAUGAAAGGGAAAUAUGCUUUCAUUACCGGGUCUUUGAAACAAUUCAACGAAAAGAAAAACUUGCAAUAUCCUACAGUCACCGAAAUCACUGAUCACAACCAGGUACUCUACCACUAUCUCAAUGCCAUCAAGGUACAUAGCGAAGCACAGGGUCUUUCUGGGAAAAGUGUUGAAGAUAACAGUAAUCCACUAUUUGUUUCUGCUCCAGCUCAUGAAGAAGCAGAUAUCGGCACCAAAAUUCUCAAACUUAUCAAGGAUAACACUCCAUCUAUGCCAGAUGGGGUUCCUGUUCAGUACAUCCAACAACAAUUGGGGGUUGACUAUAGUGAAAUUGUGGACAAUUGCAACACAUUGGAGGAGGAAGCGAAGAUCUACAAUGGUGUUGAAGAAGGUACAUAUUUGGCUGUUUAA
This is a messenger RNA of Saccharomycopsis crataegensis, 807 nucleotides long. RefSeq names its product Rfa2p (gene RFA2). Gene Ontology annotation, molecular function: single-stranded DNA binding. Gene Ontology annotation, biological process: DNA replication; double-strand break repair via homologous recombination; nucleotide-excision repair. Gene Ontology annotation, cellular component: site of double-strand break; DNA replication factor A complex; chromosome, telomeric region. The record is from RefSeq and is a predicted model, not a curated record. The transcript has a single exon. Lineage: Eukaryota; Fungi; Ascomycota; Saccharomycetes; Ascoideales; Saccharomycopsidaceae. The coding region runs from base 1 to 807 and encodes 268 amino acids.